Molecule: messenger RNA, 1549 nt
Organism: Punica granatum (pomegranate)
Lineage: Eukaryota; Viridiplantae; Streptophyta; Magnoliopsida; Myrtales; Lythraceae
Source: RefSeq, a predicted model, not a curated record
UGGCGCCCUCCUUAAAUCCUCACUAAACCCUCUCCCGACUGUCUGAAUCUCUCUCUCUCUCUCUCUCUCUCUCUAUAUAUCUCUAUCUCUAUCUCUCUAACGAGGACAUGGAGGCGCUCUGCGGUACGCUGUUCGUGUCGAGGAUCCCCGACGCAUGCUCCAUCUCCACAGCCACCUCAAUCGCUCCAGUGAAGUCCCUAACCAGGCGAAUUGCAAUUGCCUCCCUCCAUGCAUCUGAUACCCGCCAUCUCCUGGCCUUCCGAGCUCCGGCCUCCUCCACCCCCCAGGUCUCGGGUGAAGGCGAGGAGGACAUACCGCUGGACGGCCAGCUCGAUCUGGUUCCUGACGACCACCCCGUCUCUUCCCCCAAGUCCGAGGGCGAUUUGGAUCAGAAUCGAAGUAGCGAGACCGAUGUCGAUGAAACAUUAAAGAUGGAAAUGCCCUUGGCGGUGCCCUAUGGGAGUGGAACAAGAGCUGGCCUCUUCAGGACACCUAUUUCCGGUGGGGUCCAGAGUGCAACUUCGGCUCACGGUUUACCCCGGCCUGCCCUCGCAGUUCGAAAUCUGAUGGAGCAGGCCAGAUUUGCUCAUUUGUGCACGGUAAUGUCUCGGAUGCACCACAGGCGAGAAGGAUAUCCCUUUGGUUCGCUAGUUGAUUUCGCUGCUGAUGCCAUGGGACACCCCAUAUUUUCACUUUCCCCGUUGGCAAUCCAUACCCGAAAUUUGUUGGCUGACCCGAGAUGCACAUUGGUCGUGCAGAUACCUGGAUGGAGUGGCUUAUCAAAUGCAAGAGUGACAAUCUUUGGUGAUGUCUAUCCUCUUCCAGAACAUGAACAGGAGUUGGCUCACAAGCAAUACAUGGCAAAACAUCAACAAGGGCCUACCCAGCAAUGGGGAAACUUCUACUAUUUCAGGAUGCGAACCAUCAGUGAUAUAUACUUUAUUGGAGGAUUCGGUACUGUUGCCUGGGUUGAUGUCAAGGAAUAUGAGUCUUUGAAACCUGACAAGAUUGCAGUAAACGGCGGCGAGCAGAGUCUAAAGGAACUUAAUUCCAUAUUUUCGAAGCCGUUGAAAGAGCUCUUGUCUGCCGAGAGUGAGGUAGAUGAUGCUGCCCUGAUAUCAAUAGAUAGCAAGGGAACGGAUGUUCGGGUCCGACAAGGUGCACAGUUCAACAUACAGAGAGUAUCAUUUGACGAAGGGCAUGCAGUUGAAAGCUUAGAGGAAGCAAAGGCCGCACUAUGGAAGCUAGUAAACCAAGGCAAAGUGCCCAAAUUCCAUAACUAGAAGUUCAGGUCAUUCCGGAUACACUGUUUUCAUUUUCUCCGAGAGGCAACAGGAGCAGUGGAGCAAUCGAAUAAAGGUUUUUUUUUUUGCCCAAGUAUCUUAAAUUGAUAUAAGCUGUAAAAGCACUAGGACAUGUUUGUAGAAGCUGUGCCGAAUUGUAAGCCAGGUAAGUGUCCAUAAGUCCUCGCUAGUUGGAUUGUGAAAGGUAGCGUGCCUUUUUCUGUACAUUCACAUAUAAGUCUCUAAAUUAAAUUCCGUUCUCUUAA